Messenger RNA from Scophthalmus maximus (turbot), 4334 nucleotides. It is a transcript of the gene nufip2, whose product is annotated as nuclear FMR1 interacting protein 2. Gene Ontology annotation, molecular function: RNA binding. The coding region runs from base 243 to 2180 and encodes 645 amino acids. Gene Ontology annotation, cellular component: cytoplasmic stress granule; nucleoplasm. NCBI's taxonomy places the organism in Eukaryota, Metazoa, Chordata, Actinopteri, Pleuronectiformes, Scophthalmidae. The transcript is spliced from 4 exons. The record is from RefSeq and is a predicted model, not a curated record.
GUCAGUUUAAACAUUUCUGCCAGGCGACUCAAAGUGCUGCAAAACGUCCCCCUGCACGAACACCGGCCCCGACCUCAGUGGCGGUGACCACCCGAAAAAACAGAGCCAUUUUUAGCCGUUUACUGCUGACGUUUACACGCGCUUCAAAUAGCUUCCGUUUUACACUGCUGGUGAUUGGACUGCUCUCCACUCACCCGCCGAGCUAGUUCACUGGCUGAGCGAGUCCGACGUUGUACACUUCGAUGGAGGAUCAGCCCAGCGAUCGGGCACAAGACAGGCAGCAGCAGCAGCAGCAGCAGCGCGCAGGGGACAGGGACACGGCUCAACACACGGCCGCUCUGAACAAUGAUCAAAGCCACUUCCAGCGCCAGCAUCAGGAAACGCAGACGAAGAAAACAGGCAAUAAAAAAGUGAACAUCAGUGACGAGGAGGGGGAGAAGAAUACACAUCUGUCUGAUACUGUUGGCAUGUCGCAUUCCCCCAACAGCAAUGGUAACAGACACAUAAGUAGUACAAAUGUGAAGCAGAAGUCAACGCAAAAGCUCUACACAACUGUUCCAAAAGUGAGCAGCAAAGGGUUGGACCAUAAGAAGAAUAUGGACCUUAAAAAUGACAAGGAAAAGGCCUUUGAUUUGAAUCAUCACGAGGGCCCGCCUUUGGAUAAGAAAGACUCCGUUUUGCUUCAGAAUGGCAUUGUAAACUGUGGCUUUAUUACAAAUGGCUAUUCUAGCAGGGACAAUGAUGGGAGCGGUUCUGAAGGUGGAUAUACAACUCCGAAGAAGCGCAAGGCCAGAUGUAACAACACCAAGAACACUGACAAUGUGAUAAAAGACAAGGAGAGAGACAUGCAGCAGGGCAACACUACACAGGAGUCCGGGGCUUUUAAUCUUGAGAUGACUGAGAAGGGAGUGACUUCUAGACUUGAUGGCUUUAGAGCCGCCCAUAAAGCAGAAGCUCAGUCAGCAGCAAGACGCGCUGCUGUGUCAGAGGCUUCAGUGGGUGAAUCUCAGAGGAAAAGCUCUGAUGCCAAAACGAUCGGCACCUUUGGUAAAAAGAAUGAGGAAAGGCACAAACCCAAGCUUUCCUCGCCUUCAAAAGAGGACUCCUGGACUUUAUUCAAGCCCCCUCCAGUAUUUCCUGUGGACAAUAGCAGUGCUAAAAUUGUUCCCAAGAUCAGUUAUGCAAGCAAAGUUAAAGAAAACCUCAACAAAGUAGCUCAAGGUGGAGGAGAGCCACUGCCUCCUCCUGUUAGACUGUCACAGGUCCCUAUGUCUGCUAUGAAAACUAUCACCUCAUCUAGCUUUACUAAUGGUCCUGUUUCUGGAAAUGGAAACAGUUGCCCAUCAGUGGGUACCUUCUUUGCUCCUGCUGCUAGUAGUAUUGCACCAGCCCCAUCUAUCCCAAGUGGCGAGAAUGUAGCAUCUCCUUUGGAAAGUAACUGUAGCUCUACAACUAGUCCUGUAGAUGGAGAAGCAUACGAGCUUAGAAAGUGUACUCUUUUAAUUUACCCUUUAAAUAUGCAACCUGUGCUCCCUAGUGCUCGUCACCUUGACCCACCGGCUGCUCAGACAAAUCAGAAAGCCUUGGGAGACAUCUUCCAGAAUCAGUGGGGGCUUUCCUUCAUCAAUGAGCCCAACUUGGGGCCAGAAGGAGGAGGUGGGCAGAUGCCCGCGGAAGACAGGACUGGUGUGGUCACACCUCAAAGCGAGCGUCAGGCUGCUGCAGCCAAGGCUGCCCAGCCCUGCUUUGAUGUUGGUCCAUCGUUCUUAGAGCCCGGCACUUUGGCUCAAGACCCAGAGAAAAGGACUCGUGCCCCUUGCAAUGUGUCUAAUGCUUGUUUUCCUGCUUGUGUGACGAGCGACGGGGAGAGGAAGCUGCAGCCAUGUGGCCAGGAAAAGACAAAACCUGAGGCCAGGGGUGCAAGUUCUGCUGCGCGCGCCUCCAGUAAAGACAGCGGUGCUAAGCCUGCACAGGGCCGGCUAACCACUCUGCUGUUUGGCUCACCUAAAGAACUGGGCCACUCUAAAGACAUUGGCAGAAGGUCUAGCUGGGGGUCCUUUGACGUCAAAGCUGCUGUCACUUAUCACACUAAAGAAAUGGAAUCCAUUUUCAACUUGCAAAAACAAGAUCCAAAAAGAGUAGUGGUUUAUGACGAAACCAAGGAUGGACCUGAUCAGUGAGGUAGCUGCUCCGCAGUACUGAACCUUCUCUCCUGGGUGCUGCAGUUAUCUACCUUGGACAAUCCUAAAUCCUGUUGGGUAGAUAAAGUGACAACUGUGAAAACAAUGAUAGUUUAGCAUGACAGAUGUUCCUUUGGAAUCUCGGGCGGAAUAACAGACAUUCUUUUGUGGGCAUCAGACAAACACACACACACACACACACUCUGGAGGGACAGUCAAGGAGCUGACCGGUGCCUCUCCAACAUGAUGAACGGACACUUGCGACUUUAAGCUGUUUGUCUCGGGGCUCUUUGAGGACGAUGUUCAGGAGUUCAACAAAAGGAAGGCGUCUAGGACUGCGCCUCCCUAAGCCUUUAUCCUGUUGAACUGCAGCAGCCGUCAGUCUGACUAUGGGAUGCCUCAGUCAUUUUCUCUUUUUCUUUUCUUUUUUCCCCCGCGUAUUCAAAUGAGUUCAUGGUAGAUAUGUUAGACGUUAUACAUACACAUCUGUGUGCAAGCUUGAAUUCAUUGUGAACGGAAGAACACACUGCAAAGAAUGCCUUGAAGUUGUGGAAUAAGGAUCUUUGGAGUUCUUGUGACAGCUCGUAGGUGAGGCCCCGUCCAGGAAGGGAGAACCUCUUCUUAAAGAGCCCAGAAAUUAAACGCUUGCUUCUUCUUUUUUUCUUUUCUUUUAUACUGUUUGGUCUGACGUAAUGUGAGUGUUAUCUAUACUGCAGUACGACCCCUGAGCACAGGUACAUAAGUGCCCCACGUUGAAGGAAAGUCUUGCCCCUACAUUUCAUCGUUUAAUGACAUUUUUUUUUUGUGCUAAAGAUUAAAAAUGAAAAAUGACACAAAAAAAAAUCAGGUCUCCGUUAAAGACAAAACCUUUUUAAUCUUUUAGCUUCUCAUACAUUUCAUGAAGAUCGUCAUCGGGUCAGUGCAGACUGUUCAUAGAUUCAGACUGGUGUACCUACUGCUGAGAUAUGAAUUCUUGAAUUUAGGAAUGAACUGGGCGACAAACUGUAAAGUAAGAGACAUUUCUUCCAAUAAGGUCUUCUGCGUUUUGUGCUGUGUGUUCAGCAGCAAGACUCAGGAUCUCCAUACUCAUCUACUUUUGCCUGCGUUUCUGUCUGCUUCGACUCCUCUUGUCAAAGGAACACGUGUUGCAUUCAUAACAUGGGAUUUAUUUCAAUUUUUCCCCUGACUCAGCAUUUUUGUCUUUACUUUUUCAGUCUUAUGGCAUUGUAUUUCCUGCAUGUUUACUGGUGGAAAAUGAAUGACUCAGAGGUCACUGUUCAUCGCCACACUAAGAUUACAGUAACACGCCAACAACUGCAAUACUAAAUCCCCCCCCCCAGCCCCGGCUAGCCACUUUUUUCAAACCGUGUUGAAAUGUGAAGAUGAGUUGUACUAUUAUGUUUUGCUGUAGAUAACCUUUACAAACCAGUGUGCAAUAACCCCCAUAUGAUCCAUGCACACACGUGUGUAUCAUGGGUUUUAUGGAGCCACAAAGUCAUCACCCAAGAUUCGGCUGUGGCCUGCAGUUUAUUUGUUUCUUCAAAAAUGGUGCAUUUUCAGUUUUAUUGCACAAGGAACUUUUUUUUUAAAAGAGCUCACGUUGAAAGAUCUAAUCAAGUCUAUGGAGUCCAAAUUUGCGAACUGCUAACUGGCCUAACUAGCUAUGACAUCACUUUCCAUCACCGUCUCCAAAUCAGGAUUUGGUUUAUUCAGCAAAACUCCAGAAGAUAUGAUUUGGUUAAUGUGUGGAAUAAUAGCACUUUAUGUAAGCGAAUUGCUUUUAUCUUUUAAUUACUAGAGAGAUCUAUAUGUACUGACGAGAAAUACUCCUUGAAAGAAUGGCUUUGGGCUGUUACUUUUCAGAAAAAAAGUUGAUAAAUACAGAAUUAUUAAAUGUAACUCAGGUAGUGUUGACAAAGCCAUGACUAUGUUGAAAAAAAAAAAAUGUUUUCUGCCAAAUGGCCCUGUCAUGUAAUGUUCUCAUAAUUGGAAAUGUUGAAUUGGGAAUCCUGCUAUACAGUCUCAUAUGAUGUUGUGACAAAACGCCAAAUAAUGACCUUUUUUGAGGAAACCUCACAUGGCAUGCACGGUGCUGUCACUGAUCAUUUUGGGCUUUAAAAAUGUUCAGUUCCCCAUUUUUUAUUUUAUUUUUUU